AUAGCUGAUGCAUAUCAAGUGACAAUGGCAGAAGAGGUGAAGCUAAUAAACUCAGGGCCAAGUCCUUUUGGUCUGAGGAUAAUUUGGGCACUAAAGAUGAAGGGCAUCCAAUAUGAGUCAAUUGAAGAAGAUCUCUCCAACAAGAGUCCUUUACUUCUCCAACAUAAUCCAAUUUACAAGAAAGUUCCAGUUCUGCUGCAUAAUGGAAAACCAAUUGUGGAAUCUCUAAUCAUUCUUCAAUACAUUGAAGAAACUUGGAAGCAAAAUCCUUUGUUACCUGCUGAUCCUUAUGACAGAGCCAUGUCAAACUUCUGGGCAAAAUUUGGUGAUGACAAGGUUCUUCCAUCAAUAUGGUAUGUAUUUAUAAAGAAAGGCAAAGAGCAAGAGGAAGCCAAAUGUGAGGCAUGGGAGAAGUUGAAAUAUUUAGAAGAAGAGCUAAGAAGAGGAAAGAGAUUCUUUGGUGGGGAAACUAUAGGAUUAGUAGAUAUUGCAUUUGGUUGGAUUGUUAACACUGUAAAUGUAUUGGAGGAGCUGAUUGGGAUUAAAGUGAUUGAUGGAGAGAAGUUUCCAUUGCUGGUUAGAUGGAUGAAAGAUUUCUCAGAGUCUCCUGUCAUCAAAGAAAACUGGCCACCUAGAGAUGUGCUCAUGUCCAUUUAUGCUGAUUUUCUUCAAAGUUGCCAUUCUAAUUGAUUAAUGACUAAGCAUGCUCUCUUCUCAAAAAUAAAUAAAUAAAUAAAGUGCAUGUAAUGUUUAAUUUUAUAUAAUUUUUAAAUUCAACUUGAAGAGCAAUUUCUUUUUUUUUU
Molecule: messenger RNA, 803 nt
Organism: Manihot esculenta (cassava)
Lineage: Eukaryota; Viridiplantae; Streptophyta; Magnoliopsida; Malpighiales; Euphorbiaceae
Product: probable glutathione S-transferase
Exons: 2
Coding region: 25-690 (221 amino acids)
Biological process (GO): glutathione metabolic process
Cellular component (GO): cytoplasm
Molecular function (GO): glutathione transferase activity
Source: RefSeq, a predicted model, not a curated record